AUGAUUGAAUACUUAUCCAUGGCUAAUGAAGACAAAAGAUUGCCAAAGAAGAGUGAUGAGGUUCAAUUCAGAAUAUUAGACUUCGUUACACUUCAAUUCCUUGAACGUAUCGAUGAUAUCGUUGGGAAAACUCAUCUCCGGAAGGCACUACAUCGAUGGUUUCGGUUAGCUGACCAUAUUUUUUGUUUCAAUUGUGGGCUGUGA
Brugia pahangi is the source of this 204-nucleotide messenger RNA. The record is from the annotation of a GenBank genome assembly. NCBI's taxonomy places the organism in Eukaryota, Metazoa, Nematoda, Chromadorea, Rhabditida, Onchocercidae.